Molecule: messenger RNA, 907 nt
Organism: Dufourea novaeangliae
Lineage: Eukaryota; Metazoa; Arthropoda; Insecta; Hymenoptera; Halictidae
Gene: aos
Product: protein giant-lens
Exons: 4
Coding region: 10-906 (298 amino acids)
Source: RefSeq, a predicted model, not a curated record
CGGGAAAGGAUGGCCGAUUCGAUGUGUCUGUUAUUGGCGAUGUUCGGGCAGUUACUUAUUUGCGGAACCGAGGCUAGUCUUCUCAGCGUGGAACUCGAUGAGACCGGCCAAGAAUUUCUCAAUGAAUACUUGUCUCUCGAGGAAGGCAAGUAUCUGGCCGAGUUACAGGAGUUUCGAGACACGGCUGUCGACAUCGAUUUGAUCGAUCAGAAGAAGAAGCAUCGUCCUUCGCAUCAAUCGCCCAGGGUUCUUUAUCAAAUCGGGGAUAGCGAGGAGGAGUUGCCUGAAUGUUCGGACCGAAGUGAAGUUUGCAGCAAGGUGGAUUUAUAUGGGUCGCCGUGGGUCGAGAGACAAUGUCGUUGUCCGGAUGGCCGUACCUGUCCUAAUAGCUUGCACGGAGACGAUGGGCACACGAUAGUCGAUAAAACACGGCAGUAUAAGCUGUGCGAGCCAGUGAAACGUCUUCCUGUCUGUCGUUAUUUCAAGGACAUCACAUGGACUCUGGCUCCUGGAGGGGGCCUGGCGAACGCGACGGUUCAACGAGUUUACUGUCGCUGUCGGCCAGGCAGCGUACCCUACCUAGUUCGAAGACAAGCGCACAGAUCUCCCGAGGGAACUCUAGGAUUUAUUUAUGCUUUUGCAUGUUCUCCGCAAAGCAGACUUCGCUGUCAGCACAAGGAGCCAUGUCGACUGUUCACGGUACGAAAGAGACGAAACUCGCAAUUGGAAGAGGUGAACGCUUCGCCCCUUUGUCAAUGUCCGAAGGGUCAUCGAUGUCCCAGACGUCACACGGAUCCGGGUUCCUUUCCAGCAAGAUCUUAUUCCGGCGUCUUGGAGAUUAAGACUUAUAGCGGAUAUUGCGUGCCUUCGCAAUCGCAUCAUUCUGAAACGGUUUACACCGUAUGAA